Messenger RNA from Moneuplotes crassus, 320 nucleotides. NCBI's taxonomy places the organism in Eukaryota, Ciliophora, Spirotrichea, Euplotida, Euplotidae. The record is from the annotation of a GenBank genome assembly.
UAAAAAUUUAAAUAUCAAAAUUGCUCAAUAUGGCCAAGAGGAAACUUAAAGAUUUCAAACUAAACAUUCCUGAAAUACCCAAUAUCCGAGCACUAGGUGCCAAUCCAGCUAGUGAACAUGUAGCUAGCGACAAUCACGAAGAGUCUAAAGAUCUAGACAUCGACAGGCUGACCAAGGAGCUCAAGGAGCAUAAGACCGACUUGAAACAGCUUGAGCUACGUAAGAAUAUCAGGAUGCUGGAAUACUUGGAGAAAUGAAAGGAGUUUGACCAAAAGGUUGCCCAAUUGAAGACCAAAAUUAAUGCCAAGAAGUAGCCUUGA